Messenger RNA from Nycticebus coucang (slow loris), 1073 nucleotides. RefSeq names its product host cell factor C1 regulator 1 (gene HCFC1R1). The transcript has 4 exons. The coding region runs from base 502 to 837 and encodes 111 amino acids. The record is from RefSeq and is a predicted model, not a curated record. Lineage: Eukaryota; Metazoa; Chordata; Mammalia; Primates; Lorisidae.
CUGGCCCAGCGGCACGGUGAGUGGCACCGCUCGCUCCAUCCUGUGAACUACAAGUUCCAGCGUGCUCAGCGCGCGACGGGACCUCACGAGUCCAGACGUGCCCGCAAACGGCUCCCUUCCACGGCGCUCUACCGCCUGGGCACUGCGGACUGGCCCAACGAGAAGGCGGCCGCCACGUACCUCCCCGAGUCCCAGGAGCCGAGCCGCGCGCCGCCCGACUUCUGCGCCUGCGCGGGAACCCAGCCACUGCGCGCGCCUGGAACCACACCCCCUCUCGUUUGGCCACGCCCCCGGAAACUCCGCCCCUGUCGCCCCGAGCCUCCCCGCAGGACCCUGAACCUCAAUGAUCCUACUGCAGCCCUCAGAACGAGACCCCCAGGGUCGGGCCCAGUGCCCCUCGCAGGCCACCUUGGGGGUGACUCGGGGCCUAGAUGCCAGGCUGCCUCUCUCCCUGUUCUCCCCAGGGAGACCCUGCACAAGCAGUUCAUUUCAGAGGAGAAUAUGGCCACCCACUUCUCUCGACUCAGCCUGCAUAAUGACCACCCCUACUGCACACCCUCCUUGGCCUUCCCCCCAGCCCUGCCCCCACUCAGCUCCUUGGAAAGAGCUGGGAACCCAAGAGCUUCUGAGAACCUAGACCUGGUGGGAGGUCACUCAGCCAGGCCAGCCUCAGCCCUAUGCCCUGUCACAUCUUCUUCCAGGAGUCCUUGCUCUGAGCUGCUUGUCUGGCGAUACCCUGGGAGCCUCAUCCCUGAGGCCCUCCGGCUGCUCAGGCUGGGGGACACCACCAUGCCCCACUACUCUGCAGCCCCAGCUGGGGAUACAGUGGAGCUCUGAGUGCUGGUGGGCAGUGCCUUUCCCACUUUUCAUCUUCCCCACAAGAGAAGAGACCACUGACCCCCACAACGAAGGGAGAAGUUGCUUGCCUAUUCUCCAGAAGGUCCUGGUAUCAGGACCUUCCCCCAACAGAGGACACUGAGCCCAGCGGAGCCUGGGAACAGGAAGAGCAAGAAUAUGGGAAAGGAGGCACCCUGCCCCCAAGUGAACUGAAUAAAGAUUGAUGAGCAAAAGAA